AUGCCAUUAACUUGUAGCGAUUGCCCAAAAAUUUGUUGCAGUGUAAUUAUUCCACCUGUUGGUGUUUUCUUUGAAAAAGGAUGCAGUGUUCAUUUGGCUAUCAAUAUUCUUUUGACACUUCUUGGAUAUAUACCAGGUCUUAUACAUGCAUGCUUUAUUAUUGUAAAAUAUUAG
Molecule: messenger RNA, 174 nt
Organism: Strongyloides ratti
Lineage: Eukaryota; Metazoa; Nematoda; Chromadorea; Rhabditida; Strongyloididae
Product: Proteolipid membrane potential modulator family-containing protein
Exons: 2
Coding region: 1-174 (57 amino acids)
Cellular component (GO): membrane
Source: RefSeq, a predicted model, not a curated record